AUGAUGCUGUUAGCAGGUGUUGCUCAGCUGGCAGUCACGUAUGGUCACUUCAAGGACCCCAAUGCCACUCAAGGGGCUGUUUUCCUGUCUGCGUCUGUGUGGGUCCCGGCAAGACAAGGAGCCUGGAGUCAACUGGACUCGCCGGCCAUUAAGGCAAACGGGGCUACAGGGCUGUGGGACAGUAGGGAAGGUCCUCCAGGGUGCCGGGUCCAGGACCUCGGCAGCUUCACCGGGUCUAACGUCGGGGUUGGGGGCAUCAUCAUGACCAUCUCCUCCACGCUGCUGGCGCUGGUCCUGAUGCCCGUGUGCCUGUGGGUCUACAGCCGCGCCUGGAUCAACACCCCCAUCGUGCAGUUGCUGCCGCUUGGGGCUGUGACCCUGACCCUCUGCAGCACCCUCAUCCCCAUCGGCCUGGGAGUCUUCAUUCGCUACAAAUACAGCAGGGUGGCUGACUACAUCGUCAAGGUGUCCCUGUGGUCUCUGCUGGUGACCCUCGUGGUCCUUUUCAUCCUGACCGGCACCAUGCUGGGACCCGAACUGCUGGCCAGCAUCCCGGCGGCCGUGUACCUGGUGGCCAUCUUCAUGCCUCUGGCUGGCUACGCGUCGGGCUAUGGCCUGGCCACCCUCUUCCGCCUCCCGCCCAACUGCAAGAGGACUGUGUGUCUGGAGACCGGCAGCCAGAACGUGCAGCUGUGCACCGCCAUCCUGAAGCUGGCCUUCCCGCCGCGCCUGGUGGGCAGCAUGUAUAUGUUCCCCCUGCUGUAUGCCCUCUUCCAGUCCGCGGAGGCGGGGGUCUUCGUCUUGAUCUAUAAGAUGUACGGCAGCACCAUGUUGCGCAAGCCAGACCCCCUGGAUGAAGACGAAGACACCGACAUUUCUUACAAGAAGCUGAAAGAGGAGGAGAUGGCCGACACCUCCUACGGCGCGGUGACGGCUGACAGCCUGAUGAUGAGGGAGACUGCCCAGACAUCCCUCGGGGCGGGAGACACUGGACUUCCCUCCUGCUGAGACACGCCUUGGUGUGGUGGCUCGGGGUAGUCGCGCACAUGGUUUACGUAGAGGAUAACCACCCGCUCACCUGGUCGUUCGUGUGACGUUUAGGGAUAACCCAGGCAGGUGUGUUGGCCAAGCGCCCUCACGACUUACAGUUCAAUGUCAUCCUAUGACUUGCACCUGGGACUGCCAAAGGGAAGCCUGAACUAGUCAUGUGUGCUUUUGAGCUCCAAUUUCUAAGGCCGUUUCAUUCUAGGAACAGUGAGCAGAGACGGGCUUGGACGUGUGGAACUUGGGGGCAUGUACUGUCUUAUGAGUGAAAACAAGCUGUCCGUGUAAAGCGUAAUUGUGUUUAAUGUCCUUGCUGUUAAAAACAAACAAAGCGUGCGUGCUCAACUUACAAAUACCUGGCGAUGUUGAAUUUUGACCUUAUUCAGAAAAAAUCCAAAACAGGUCACUGAAACCAUGAAAUAUAGCACUUUAUUGUCAAACCAGUA
Messenger RNA from Carlito syrichta (Philippine tarsier), 1490 nucleotides. It is a transcript of the gene SLC10A4, whose product is annotated as solute carrier family 10 member 4. Gene Ontology annotation, molecular function: bile acid:sodium symporter activity. Gene Ontology annotation, biological process: bile acid and bile salt transport. Lineage: Eukaryota; Metazoa; Chordata; Mammalia; Primates; Tarsiidae. The record is from RefSeq and is a predicted model, not a curated record. The transcript has 5 exons. Bases 1 to 1008 code for a protein of 335 amino acids. Gene Ontology annotation, cellular component: membrane.